Poecilia latipinna (sailfin molly) is the source of this 3652-nucleotide messenger RNA. RefSeq lists its product as uncharacterized. Gene Ontology annotation, molecular function: nucleotide binding. The transcript has 21 exons. The coding region runs from base 84 to 2891 and encodes 935 amino acids. The record is from RefSeq and is a predicted model, not a curated record. NCBI's taxonomy places the organism in Eukaryota, Metazoa, Chordata, Actinopteri, Cyprinodontiformes, Poeciliidae.
UAGAAGAUGCUCAGGAGUUUGCCAAUAAACACAGCAUCUCUCGAGUUUACGGCAGCUAUGAGGAGCUGGCCAGAGAUCCAGACAUGGAUAUUGUCCAUGUUGGAGUCAUCCCCCCGUACCAUCUGAACGCCUGUAAACUUUUCAUAAAUGCUAAAAAGAAUGUUCUGUGUGAGAAGUCGCUGGCCAUGAACACAAAGGAACUGAAAGAGAUUCUGGACUCUGCCAAAAAGAACAACGUCUUCCUCAUGGAGGCUGUGUGGACCCGUUUCUUCCAGGCCUCUGUGGAGAUCAGAAAUCUGCUGGCUCAGGAGUACAUAGGGGAGGUGAAGAUGGUCCGUGCCGACUAUAGUUUGCCACUGUUGCACAUGUCUAGAUCGGAUCAGAAGGACCUCAGUGAAGGCGCAUUACUAGGACUUGGUAUCUAUUGCCUUCAAUUCAUAAGUAUGGUAUACAAAGGAGAGAAGCCGGAGAGUAUCCAAGCUAGAGGCGUCUGCCUGGAGACGGGAGUGGAUGAGACUGUGGCUGUCAUUCUUAGGUAUUCUAAGAACAGAAUGGCAACGUUUACCUGCUCUGCUGGGGUUGAGCUACACAGUGAAGCCAUUAUUAUUGGGACGGAAGGCAAAAUCCAGGUCCUUUCUCCUAUGUGGUGCCCCACAUCAAUCAUUGUUGAUAGGAAGGAGACGGAGUAUCCGAUACCUGAACGCUGCUUGUCUCUCAACUUUACCUACAGCACAGGGAAGCGUUACGAAGUAGAGGAGGUCCGCCAAUGUCUGCUCAAGGGGCUGAAGGAGAGUCCAGUUACGCCCCAUGCCUACACUCUGCUGUUGGCUGAAAUGGGGGAUGAGAUCCGCCGGCAGGUGGACGUGGUGUACAGCCAGGACUGCCAGAGGAACAUGGCAACCAGGUGGGGAAUCUGCAGCGCGGGGAAGAUCAGUCAUGACUUCACUGUGGCUCUGAAAACUCUUCCUGCUGAAGACCAUCAGGUUGUGGCUGUUGCAGCUCGUUUGUUGGAGGACGCUCAGGAGUUUUCCAGAAAACACAACAUCUCUAAGGCUUAUGGCAGCUAUGAGGAGCUGGCCAGAGAUCCAGAUGUAGAUGUUGUGUAUGUUGGAGUCAUCCACCCAUACCAUCUGAACGCCUGUAAACUUUUCACAAAUGCUAAAAAGAAUGUUCUGUGUGAGAAGCCACUGGCCAUGAAUGCUAAGGAAGUGAAAGAGAUUCUGGACUCUGCCGAAAAGAAUGACGUCUUCCUCAUGGAGGCUGCGUGGACCCGUUUUUUCCCAGCCUCUGUGCAGAUCAGAAAUCUGCUGGCUCAGGAGUACAUAGGGGAGGUGAAAAUGGUCCGUGCGGACUAUGGUGUGCCAAGAUCAGAUCAGAAGGAGCUUGGUGGAGGAGCAUUACUAGAUCUUGGCAUCUAUUGCCUUCAAUUCAUAAGUAUGGUGUACAACGGAGAGAAGCCGGAGAGUAUCCAAGCCAGCGGGGUCUGCCUGGAGACGGGAGUGAACAAGACUUUGGCUGUCAUUCUUAAGUAUUCUAAAAACAGAAUGGCAAUGUUCACCUGCUUUACUGGGGUCCAGCUGCACAAUGAUGCCAUUAUUGUUGGGACAAAAGGCAAAAUCCAGGUACCUUCACCGAUGUGGUGCCCCACCUCACUGGUAGUUAAUAAGAAGGAGACCCAAUAUCCAGUACCUGAACCCUCCUUGCCUCUCAACUUUACCAACAGCACAGGGAAGCGUUUCGAAGCAGGGGAGGUCCGCCAGUGUCUGCUCAAGGGGCUGAAGGAGAGUCCAGUCAUGCCUCAUGCUGACUCUCUGCUGUUGGCUGAAAUGGAGGAUGAGAUCCGCCGGCAGGUGGGAGUGGUGUACAGCCAGGACUGCCAGAGGAACAUGGCAACCAGGUGGGGAAUCUGCAGCGCAGGGAAGAUCAGUCAUGACUUCACUGUGGCUCUGAAAACUCUUCCUGCAGAAGACCAUCAGGCUGUGGCUGUUGCAGCUCGUAAGUUGGAGGACGCUCAGGAGUUUUCCAGAAAACACAACAUCUCUAAGGCUUACGGCAGCUAUGAGGAGCUGGCCAGAGAUCCAGAUGUAGAUGUGGUGUAUGUUGGGAACAUCCACCCACACCAUCUGAAGGCCUGCCUGCUCUUCAUGAAUGCCAAGAAGAAUGUUCUGUGUGAGAAACCGCUGGCCAUGAACACCAAAGAAGUGAAAGAGAUUCUGGACUCUGCCAAAAGGAAUCAAGUCUUCUUCAUGGAGGCCGUGUGGACCCGUUUCUUCCCAGUUUCUGUGGAGGUUAGAAAGAUGCUGGCUCAGAGGGAGAUAGGAGAGGUGAAAAUGGUUCGGUCGGAGUUUGGAGUCCCUGUUCUGCACAACCGAAGAGUAGUAGAGAAGGAGUUGGGUGGAGGAGCGUUGUUGAACAUUGGCAUGUACUGCCUGCAGUUUGUGUGUAUGGUGUACAAUGGAGAGAGGCCAGAGAGCAUCCAGGCUACCGGGGUCUGCCUGGACACAGGGGUGGAUGAAACUGUGAUCGUAACUCUGAAGUUUUCAGAGAAGAGAAUGGCGGUGUUUACUUACUCUUCCAGUAUACAGCUUCCUAAUGAUGCCAUUAUUGUUGGAACCGAAGGCACCAUCCAGAUCCCUGCCUGGAUGUGGUGCCCCACAUCACUAAUUGUGAAUGGGAAGGAGACCCAGUAUCCCUUGCCUGAACCCUGUUUCCCUCUGAACUUCCACAACAGCACAGGGAUGCGCUAUGAAGCCGAGGAAGUCCGACAGUGUUUGAUCAAAGGGCUGAAGGAGAGUCCAGUCAUGUCUCACUCAGACUCUCUUCUGCUGGCAGAACUGGAGGAUGAAAUCCGUAAGCAGGUGGGCGUGGUGUACAGCCAAGACUGCCAGUAAAUGUUCUGCGUUCACGGAAAGAUGAAAUAAUUACUCAAAAUGGAUUGUUAUGGAGAUCCAGCAGGACUUUGUGUUCCAACACUGCUGCUACUGCGUUAUCUCGUUUUGAGAGGCCUGACAGAGGUCAUACCUCAUAAAGCUCAGUAAAAGGUUCUGAAUCCAAACUUUUUAAAUCUUUCUUUGAGCUUACUUUCAAUCCUUCUGUUCCUAUUAAGUUAUUUCAAAAACAAAAGGCCAGAAACUUCUGAUAGGUGCUCACUUUAUUGAUAGAACCUCAGUCUCACGAGACAUCUCAAUUCACCAGCUAAACAUCAUAAUCUCCCUUUACAUAGUUAGUUCUUAGUCUCUAGCAUUACAAUCAAAAGCAUGUUAGAGGAGCAGGACAGCUACAGUGGAUCACCAACAGAGAAGACGAUGAGAGAGGUUUUAAACAUGAGUUCUGAUCUCAUGAUCCAAAUCAAAUGUUUACAAUUUUCCCCCUCGGAUAUUAUCUGAAUGCAAAGAAAUGUAAAGGCUCUGUGACACAUCCAACAACACAAAACAUUAACUCCUCUGGAUUGGACACCCAAAACUUUGUAUCUCUAUAGUCAGACAAAAUAUAAGCAGAAUUGAAUGUCCCAAAAACAACAAAAUAAAGAAGUUUACCUUUCACAAAAGUCAAGUACAAUUUAGAAUGUAACAGUGUCUGGAGACGGUAAGGAGUGCAACACUAACAGAUACACUGAAACAAUGAAAGCUGGUCUAUAAGAGAGGACACUUCA